UCGUCGUUGCUAAUUAUUUAGACAACACUGUAAGUGUACUUCUCGGAUAUGGCAAUGGUUCGUUUGCAAAUCAAACUACCUAUUCAACUGGUGGUUAUCCAUCUUCUGUAGCUGUUGGUGAUUUCAACAAUGACACUCGACUGGAUAUCGUCGUUGCUAAUUGGGGGAACAACACUGUGAGUGUACUUCUCGGAUAUGGCAAUGGUUCUUUUGCAAAUCAAACUACAUAUUCAACUGGCUCUCACCCAUCUUCUGUAGCUGUUGGUGAUUUCAACAAUGACACUCGACUGGAUAUCGUCGUUGCUAAUCAGUUCGGCAACACUGUAAGUGUACUUCUCGGAUAUGGUAAUGGUUCGUUUGCAGAUCAAAUGACUUAUUCAACUGGCUCUGGACCAUCUUCUGUAGCUGUUGGUGAUUUCAACAAUGAUACUCUAGUGGAUAUCGUUGUUACUAAUUCGGAUGACAACACUGUGAGCGUACUUCUCGGAUAUGGUAAUGGUUCUUUUGCAGAUCAAAUUACUUAUUCAACUGGUUUUUAUCCAUUUUCUGUAGCUCUUGGUGAUUUCAACAAUGACACUCGACUGGAUAUAGUCGUUGCUAAUUCAUGGGACAAUAGUAUAAGUGUACUUCUCGGAUAUGGCAAUGGUUCUUUUGCAAACAAAGUUGAAUAUUCAACUGGCAUUAAUCCAGUGUCUUUAGCUGUUGGUGAUUUCAACAAUGACACUCGACUAGAUAUCGUCGUUGCUAAUUAUCGUGACAACACUGUAAGUGUAUUGCUGCAUUAUAGCAAAGGAUCUUUAGGAAACGAAAUAACAUUUGCAUCUGGUGGUGGUUCUCGUCUACGAUAUGUUGCUGUCGAUGAUUUUAACAACGAUACGAUGUUAGAUCUUGUCGUCGUUAAUUAUGGCACUAAUGAUAUUGGGGUACUUCUUGGAAAUGGCAAUGGAUCAUUUUUAGAACAGAAAACCUUUUCAACAGGCUCAAAUCCAGAUUCACUUGCCAGAGGUGAUUUCAAUAAAGAUGGUUAUAAGGAUUUUGCUAUAGCUAAUUAUGGUAGCAAAAACAUUGAUAUGUUUGUUGGAAAUGGAAAGGGAACAUUUACACGUCAAGUAACUGAUGGAUCUAGCUUGUCUUUCGCUCCUGUAGUUGUUACUACUGGUGAUUUCAACAAUGAUGGACAAUCGGAAAUUAUUGUCGCUUAUGAUAAUAAUGAUAAUAUAGAUAUAUUUGUUGCAUUUGAUCCUGGUAAUUUUACAAAUCAACUGACGUAUUCAACUGGGAUGAGACCAUAUGCUGUAGCUGUUGGUGAUUUCAACAAUGAUACUCAACUAGAUAUCGUCGUCGCUAAUUAUGAUGACAGCACUGUAAGUGUACUUCUCGGAUAUGGCAAUGGUUCUUUUGCAAAUC
Adineta steineri is the source of this 1407-nucleotide messenger RNA. Lineage: Eukaryota; Metazoa; Rotifera; Eurotatoria; Adinetida; Adinetidae. The record is from the annotation of a GenBank genome assembly.